Messenger RNA from Caenorhabditis remanei, 870 nucleotides. RefSeq lists its product as uncharacterized. The coding region runs from base 1 to 870 and encodes 289 amino acids. The record is from RefSeq and is a predicted model, not a curated record. NCBI's taxonomy places the organism in Eukaryota, Metazoa, Nematoda, Chromadorea, Rhabditida, Rhabditidae. Gene Ontology annotation, molecular function: protein binding. The transcript has 5 exons.
AUGAUCAGUGUACCGAAGAAUCCUCCUAUCGAUAUUCGUGCACUUAUCCUUUACGAUAAUUCUCAAUGGAAAACAGCCGAAAAAUCAUAUAAUAGUUAUGAGAAACUGUGUGAAACAUCAGGAAAUGUGGCGAUUUCUUAUGAAGACUAUGAGUAUUACUUCAAUGAAUAUCUCAAAGAAGCCUAUUAUUCCGCUAGAAAUAAAAGCCAACCCCCGGUGACAGAUAUUCGUUGCUGCAUUCUAUCUGAUGUAGUCAAUGGAAAACCUGCUGAAAAAUCUUUGAUUGAUUUGUGUGAAGCGUUUGGAUUCAUUAAAAUCAAUAAGGAAGAACAUGGCUACUGGUACAAACGUUAUAAGUAUACACGUCAUCCCUCGACACCACUCCAAUUCUCCGACUUGCCGAUUGAUGUCGUUUCGGAGAUUGUGGAAAAAUGUGAUUUGGAGACUCAUUUGAAUCUCCGAAACGUUUCAUAUGGACUUCGAACCGUCGUUGACCAGAAGAGACCUGCAUGUACUAAACUUUAUACGGUUUUUGUAGAUUAUGGCAUUGGUAUUUCGCACGACUUCUUACAUUUGCCAGAUCCGCGCGGUAGGAAUCAACAAAAGAUGUUCAGAGAACUGGAAUUUUUAUUGCGAAAUCCGAAACUUCGACUGAAACAAUUGAGUAUCAAAACGGGUUUGUCCGAAUCAAUCAAUUUCGAAUCGUAUACUAUGAAAGCUCGAGAAAGAUUGGAUACAGACGCAAUCAAGGAAGCGCUGAAUCUCCAAGAAACCACUUCUCCAGGAAUAUAUUCGAUUCCCAAUUCAAAUCUUGUCAUUGAGUUUUCAUGGGGAUCAAGAGUGUUGAAAUUGAGUAAAUACUCCGUAUAA